Helianthus annuus (common sunflower) is the source of this 2964-nucleotide messenger RNA. RefSeq names its product alpha-glucan phosphorylase, H isozyme. Lineage: Eukaryota; Viridiplantae; Streptophyta; Magnoliopsida; Asterales; Asteraceae. Bases 264 to 2798 code for a protein of 844 amino acids. Gene Ontology annotation, cellular component: cytoplasm. The transcript is spliced from 16 exons. Gene Ontology annotation, molecular function: glycogen phosphorylase activity; pyridoxal phosphate binding. The record is from RefSeq and is a predicted model, not a curated record. Gene Ontology annotation, biological process: glycogen catabolic process.
AUCUCUUUCUCUCUCACACACAAACACACACUGUACGCAUAUUCCAUCAGCUACUUUUCUCAAAUUGUUUUUGGAACUUUCUAUCAAAAUAUCUGCUACAUUUUGGCUAUUAAUACAUUUAUAAUUUGUCACUAAAUCCUCAGGUUUUGAAGCUGCAUUGCAAUUGCUAAGAGAGUUUUGUCUUUUCUCUUGUGAAUUGGAGAGAUUGGUUGAUUGAUUGAUUUCACCUAUAUAAAGUAGAGUAGCCUCUGGUAAUUCCAGGGAUGGAGACUACCACAAAAGUCAACGGUGUUGCUAAACCUAAGACCUCUGAAAAGAUUCCUGUUGCUGCUCAUCCGCUAGCAGAAGAUCCAACAGAUAUUGCUUCCAAUAUCAAGUAUCAUGCUCAAUACAGUCCACAUUUUUCUCCUGUCAAGUUUGAGCCCGAGCAAGCGUAUUAUGCAGCAGCAGAAAGUGUUCGUGACCGCCUGAUACAACAAUGGAAUGAGACCUAUUUGCACUAUCACAAAGUCGACCCAAAACAAACAUACUACCUAUCUAUGGAGUUUCUCCAAGGACGGGCAUUGACUAACGCCAUUGGGAACCUGGAUAUUCAAGAUGCAUAUGCCAGUGCUUUGAAUAAGCUGGGUCAUGAACUUGAAGAAAUCACUGAGCAGGAGAAAGAUAUGGCACUUGGCAAUGGUGGUUUGGGGAGGCUUGCAUCUUGCUUUUUGGACUCAAUGGCAACAUUAAAUUUGCCAGCAUGGGGGUACGGGCUAAGGUACAGGUAUGGACUCUUCAAGCAGAGGAUCUCUAAAGCUGGCCAAGAAGAGAUGGCAGAAGACUGGCUUGAGAAAUUUAGCCCUUGGGAAGUUGUCAGACACGAUGUCGUGUUUCCGGUCAGAUUCUUUGGCCAUGUCGAAGUCCUCCCCACAGGAUCUCGAAAAUGGGUUGGCGGAGAGGUUCUACAAGCUCUAGCGUAUGACAUUCCAAUUCCGGGAUACAAAACUAAGAAUACCAAUAGUCUUCGCCUUUGGGAGGCCAAAGCUAGUGCUCAAGACUUCAACCUGUUCCAAUUUAACGAUGGACAGUAUCAGUCUGCUGCUGAACUGCAUGCUAGAGCUUCACAGAUUUGUGCUGUACUCUAUCCUGGAGAUGCUACGGAGGAAGGAAAACUUCUUCGACUGAAACAACAGUUUUUCCUAUGCAGUGCCUCACUACAGGAUAUUAUCGCCAGAUUUAAGGAAAGAAAAGACGGAACGGGUGUGCGUGCGUGGUCAGAGUUUCCAACGAAAGUGGCAGUGCAACUGAAUGACACACAUCCCACUCUUGCAAUACCGGAAUUGAUGAGAUUGUUGAUGGAUGAAGAAGGAUUAGGAUGGGAUGAUGCUUGGGAUGUUACUUCAAAGACAAUUGCUUACACGAACCACACUGUUCUGCCCGAGGCAUUGGAGAAAUGGUCACAAGUAGUGAUGUCGAAGCUUCUUCCUCGCCACAUGGAAAUCAUAGAAGAAAUUGAUAAACGAUUCAUUGCAAUGAUAAAAUCAACACGUCCCGACCUUGAGAGUAAGAUUAAUGAUAUCCGCAUUCUGGAUCACAACCCGAAUAAACCCGUUGUACGCAUGGCAAACUUGUGUGUCGUCUCUGGGCAUACGGUUAAUGGUGUAGCACAGUUGCACAGUGAUAUCUUAAAAGCCGAGCUGUUCGCCGAUUAUGUUUCCAUAUGGCCAACUAAGUUCCAAAACAAGACCAAUGGCAUAACACCUAGAAGGUGGCUCAAAUUCUGCAGCCCUGAACUUAGUUUAAUUAUAACAAAGUGGCUGAAAACCGACAAAUGGGUGACUAACCUAGACCUACUUGUGGGUCUGCGGGAGUUUGCUGACAAUCCAGAACUUCAAGCUGAAUGGGACUCGGCUAAGAUGGCCAACAAGCAGAGAUUGGUGCAGUACAUAUCGCGUGUAACAGGCGAAAGCAUUGACCCAAAUAGCCUUUUUGAUAUUCAAGUGAAACGAAUCCACGAGUAUAAAAGACAGCUGUUAAAUAUUUUGGGUGCGGUUUAUCGGUACAAAAAAUUGAAGGAAAUGAGCCCUGAAGAGAGGAAAACCACGACCCCAAGGACCAUCAUGAUCGGAGGAAAAGCGUUUGCAACAUACACAAAUGCCAAAAGAAUAGUGAAGCUUGUGAGUGAUGUUGGUGCUGUUGUUAACACUGAUCCUGAAGUCAAUGAUUACCUGAAGGUGGUUUUUGUGCCUAAUUAUAAUGUAUCUGUAGCUGAGGUUCUUAUACCAGGAAGUGAGCUGUCACAGCAUAUUAGCACAGCUGGCAUGGAAGCUAGUGGUACAAGUAACAUGAAAUUUGCACUUAAUGGGUGCUUAAUUAUAGGAACAUUAGAUGGUGCUAAUGUUGAAAUCAGAGAAGAAGUUGGAGAAGACAACUUUUUCCUCUUUGGAGCAACGGCAGAUCAAGUCCCCCAGCUCAGGAAAGACCGAGAGAAUGGACUGUUCAAACCGGAUCCUAGAUAUGAAGAAGCUAAGCAAUUCAUUAGAUCAAAGGCAUUUGGAAGCUAUGAUUAUGAACCGCUUCUCGAUUCUUUGGAAGGGAACUCUGGGUACGGCCGUGGUGACUACUUUCUUGUUGGUCAAGACUUCCCAACCUACAUAGACACACAAGCUAAGGUGGAUGAAGCAUACAAGGACCGGAAGAGAUGGAUAAAGAUGUCCAUUUUAAGCACUGCAGGAAGCGGGAAGUUUAGCAGUGACCGAACAAUCUCUCAGUAUGCAAAGGAGAUCUGGAACAUAGAGGAGUGCCCUGUGCCAUGAUUGCGCGCAUAUCUCCAAUGGGAAGGUUGGAUAUGAUAAUAAGUUUGAUGUUUAUAUUAUUUGUGUUUAUUGUCCUUGCAAUAUUUUUCGGCAUUAUGUAAAAAUCAUGCACUUGUUAUAACUUAUUAUACACGUAAUUUGUUAUUUACACUUGAUAUAUCUUUUA